Molecule: messenger RNA, 499 nt
Organism: Sinocyclocheilus anshuiensis
Lineage: Eukaryota; Metazoa; Chordata; Actinopteri; Cypriniformes; Cyprinidae
Product: histone H1-like
Exons: 2
Coding region: 1-435 (144 amino acids)
Biological process (GO): nucleosome assembly
Cellular component (GO): nucleosome
Molecular function (GO): structural constituent of chromatin; DNA binding
Source: RefSeq, a predicted model, not a curated record
AUGGAUACAGGGAAGGAAACAAGGACAGCAGGGAAAGAGGCUUUUAUGCAUCUUGUUUGUCUGGAGAUCAAAAGAAAUGGCAGAAACCACCCCAACUGCUGCCGCCCCGCCGGCCACAAGAAGCCGGUGAAGAAAGCAGCUCCUAAGGCGAAGAAGCCCGCGGCAAAGAACCCCGCUGCUGCCAAGAAGCCCAAGAGCGCAGCGGCAAAGAAGCCCGCCGCUAAGAAAUCGCCCAAGAAGGCCAAGAAACCCGCAGCCGCCGCUAAGAAAACGACGAAGAGCCCCAAGAAAGCAACGAAGCCCGCGGCGCCCAAGAAAGCAGCCAAGAGCCCCAAAAAGGCAGCCAAGAGCCCCAAAAAGGCCAAGACUGCCAAACCCAAGGCAGCAAAGCCUAAAGCUGCCAAGCCUAAAAGGGCAGCUCCCAAGACGAAAUAAACAUCUACUGUUUUAUUCCCCAACGGCUCUUUUAAGAGCCACCCACUAACUCGAAAGAAAGAUC